CAUGCACCACGCACAACCGCCUCAGAUCUCAGCAGUGCUGUCUCUGAGUAAGGGAUAACAGUGGACGAUAAGGGCUGAGAAGUUACCAACAGUCCUAACCAGACCCCUCUGAACAUGACGAUGGUGUGACAACAGCAUGAGUGAUCACAUGAGUGUCCUACAGAGUAUGAGUUCUAACAGCUCCUACCAGGCCUCCAACCACAGUGGACCAUCUUCUUCACUGGAGUCCCUCCUCAUCCUGCCGUUAGCACUCAUCAUCUUCCUCACUGUGAGCGGGAACCUGCUGGUGAUCCUGUCUGUGUCGCUCACGCCCCAGCUCCACACCACUACCGGCGUGUUCAUCACGUCCCUGGCCUGCGCUGACCUCAUCGUGGGCUGUGUGGUCCAGCCCCUUGCCCUCCUGUUGCUGCUGCAGAGCGAGUGGACUCUGGGCAGGACGGCCUGCGACCUGUGGAUGUCUGUGGACGUGCUGUGCGUGACCGCCAGCAUCCACACGAUGUGCGCCAUCGCCGUGGACCGCUACGUGGCCAUCACCAGGCCCCUGCGGCGCCGCGCUCUGCUGGGGAAGCAGCGAGCACGGCUGGUGGUGGGCGCCGUGUGGGUCUGCAGCGCCCUGGUGUCUUUCGUGCCAAUCAUGGGUCAGUACACAGUGCGUACAGGCUCCAAAGAGGCCGAGGAGUGUUCUGGAAACUCCACCUGCUGCGACUUCAUCAUCACGCCAUCGUACGCUAUCUUCUCCUCCGUAGUCUCCUUCUACAUGCCGCUGCUGUUGAUGCUGCUGCUGUACAGUCGUGUGUUCGUCAUCGCCAGGCGGCAGGUGAGGCUCAUCAACAAAGACAACCUGCGCUUCCUGAGGGAUCAGACCCAGCAGCGCCAUGCGCCGCCCGCCCCCCCAGAGCCGUGCCAGAGCCCCGGCCGCGGACACACCUGGCCCGUGGUGCAGCAGCACACGGCCCUGAAGACUCUGGGCCUGAUCAUCGGCAUCUUCACCGCCUGCUGGCUUCCGUUCUUCGUGGCCAACGUUGUCAGGGCGAUGGUACCCAGUGUGCCAGGGAAGAACGUCUUCAUGUUGCUCAACUGGCUGGGCUACAUCAACUCCGGCCUAAACCCCGUCAUCUACUGCCACAGCUCGGACUACCGCACUGCCUUCCGGAACAUUCUGCGGCGUGUUCGGCACAAAGGCCUGGCCGUGUGGAAGCAGGCACCGCUCUGGUGCGUUUGCUGGCGCCGGACUGGCCCGCUGGGCCAUGCAGGGUUGGAGGUCGCUGAGCAAGCAUGAAAAACAGUAAAAAGUUUUUAAGUUGCAAAAUUAUAAAUGAAACAAAGCAAAUAAGUGGUCUCAGACCACUCAGGAAAUUAUAAACUCUUUAUUUGAACAAUAACUGUGUAUUUGCAUAUCCAAAGGCGAUACAACACAUAUAACAUUACAAUUUUUCCAAAGUGUGUAGGGAUAUAAUGACAUCUCCCAAAUGUCUUUUGAAAUUUGGCUUGCAAAUAAUGUUUCAUUCAAACACAUCAGGACAAGUAGAAUCUGUCUAUACAACUGGAGCUAUGUGUGAGCGACCACGAAAAAAAUGAAGUGUGACAGAGUUUACCACGAGUCUACGUCAUCCUUCAAGAAAAUAAAUAGACCUGCCAUGCACUGAUAAACAGCCCUAAUGUGUAUAUGUUUAAUAUUUAAAGUACAUGUGUUGAAUGUUUAAUGUGUCUAUGUUUCAUGUGUGUAUAUAUAUGUGCACACGCACACACACACACACACACUUUUCAGGACAUGUGGUCAUUUUCAGAGACAGUAGUUUCAUGCGAAGUUUCUCUUUCUUUAGCGUCAGGGCUGUUCUCUUUUUGGUGACCAACUGUUUGACUAAUGCUUCAGAUGACAUUAAAUAAGUCUCAUA
This is a messenger RNA of Electrophorus electricus (electric eel), 1895 nucleotides long. RefSeq names its product adrenoceptor beta 3b (gene adrb3b). Gene Ontology annotation, biological process: adenylate cyclase-activating adrenergic receptor signaling pathway; positive regulation of MAPK cascade; norepinephrine-epinephrine-mediated vasodilation involved in regulation of systemic arterial blood pressure. Lineage: Eukaryota; Metazoa; Chordata; Actinopteri; Gymnotiformes; Gymnotidae. The record is from RefSeq and is a predicted model, not a curated record. Gene Ontology annotation, molecular function: beta3-adrenergic receptor activity; epinephrine binding. Gene Ontology annotation, cellular component: plasma membrane.